CCCGCAACAGCAACGGCAGGACAAGGACGACUUGCAGGCGUGCGUGUGCCAUGAACGCAAGCCAAAAUUUCACACUGGUGACUUAAUCUUGGCUAAAAUCCCCCCGUUACGCAAGAGGAAGGGAAAAGAAAAGGCAAACAUGAACCUGUCCAAGUUUGGCGGUCCUUUCCCGGAGCCGUGGAACUGCACCGGGGCGCAGGAAGAAGAUGCGAAACUUCUCUUCGGGAUUGGCACGGACAACUUCAUUACGCUGCUGGUGUUCGGCCUCAUCUUCACAUUGGGCGUGCUGGGGAACUCCGUGGUCAUCACCGUGCUGGCCCGGAGCAAACCCGGUAAGCCCCGCAGUACCACCAACAUCUUCAUCCUCAACCUCAGCAUAGCAGACCUCUCCUACCUGCUGUUUUGCGUCCCCUUCCAGUCCACAGUCUACAUGAUGCCGACAUGGAUAUUGGGCGCCUUCAUCUGCAAAUUCAUCCACUACUUUUUCACCGUGUCCAUGCUGGUGAGCAUCUUCACCCUCUCCGCCAUGUCCGUGGACCGGUAUAUUGCCAUCGUGCAUUCCAGAAAGUCCUCCUCCAUCCGCGUAGCGAGGCACGCUCUCAUCGGCGUGGUGGUCAUCUGGAUGCUGUCCCUGGCGAUGGCAGCACCCGUCAUGUACUACCAGAACUUGUUUCAGAGUGGGGAGAAUCUCACUUUUUGUUGGGAAGUUUGGCCCGAUCAAAACCAGAAGAAGAUCUAUGUCGUGUGCACGUUCGUUUUUGGUUACGUGUUCCCCCUUUUGCUGAUUUCGUUCUGUUACGCAAAGGUUUUAAAUCACUUGCACAAAAAACUAAGAAACAUAUCAAAAAAGUCAGAAGCAUCGAAAAAGAAGACUGCUCAGACAGUGUUGGUAGUGGUGGUAGUGUUCUGCCUGUCUUGGCUGCCUGAUCAUGUCGUCCAUCUUUGGGCUGAAUUUGGGACCUUCCCACUGACCCAGGCCUCCUUUGUGUUGCGGGUGGCUGCCCACUGCCUGGCUUACAGCAACUCCUCCGUCAAUCCAGUCAUCUACGCCUUCUUGUCAGAGAACUUCAGGAAGGCCUACAAGCAAGUGUUCAAGUGCCAAAUCAGAGCAGCCUUGCCGCUCAAUGAUGUCAAGGAGAUCCGCAGCAAGGCGGACAUGCCACCUUCUACUAACUGCAUCAAUGUCUGACUGACAAGGUAUGGACAGGAGAUGUUACAGUGACUAAUAAAUUAUGACAAGGUGUUGUGUUUCUGAUGGUUAUUAGCUAGAAUAUUUAUAGACUAUACAACAGCGUACAAAACUGACAAUUGAGACAGUCUGUACAAACAGGUGAUUAAUGAAAUAACAAAAUUAGUGGGAAAAACUGGCCUAUGAGCUACAGAUGAACCAGUCCAGAUACACUCUUUUGUACUGUUGCUGAACCUGGGGGACUGUUUCACGAAGGGUGUUCAAACCUGUCAGGUUAUCCUGCUGUAGCUAGCUACACAAAAGCUAGCACUGGUAGUCACAGUAACCUGUCUCAUGAUGGGGGUUAUUAUCUUACUCUGCCAACCUUGACUUUCUUAAUCUAGCUAUCAGCACAUUUCCCACUGGAAAUUAGAACUGAUGAAGCUAUCUGGUUGAACAUUAUAGCAGCUCCACAGCAACAAAUCCAGAUAAGUGUUUUGUAUUUCAUGUGAUAAUAAAGGCACAAUCUGUAAUCUAAAUAUAAACCAAAGGGUAAUUGAAAACACAGGACUGGAAACUUUUUACAACACAAAUUGAUUGACACAUUUCUGGACUAAUGCUAGACAACAAUUAAUCUGGGUUUCUAAUGUUUUCCAAUGCUGUAAAAGGUUUGCUCACAUCAGUAAUGUUUGUAACCACUGGAGUAAAACAGGCUGUUAUUUUCAAUUAUGAUUGGUUGAGAAUGAGACACAUUUUUUAUUUUCAUCUAUUACUUCAAAUCUUCCAUUAUAUAUGCAAACAUACCUCAGAUGUAUAUGGUCAAAAAUUACAAUUUGGGCAUGUAAUAUUAACAUUUAACAGCUUAAAUGAAACUUAAACAUUAGUUAGAAGCUCAAUGAAAGAAGCUCAUUGAAAAGAUUAAGGACAAGAACAAAAGAGAAAGCUUUCUCUUUUGUUAUUGUCCUUAAUCUUUUCAUGGAAAAUAGAAUAUUUUGUUUAAACAGCUAGAUGUUUAAACAAAAGAUUGUAUUUUCCAUCAGCUUUUUAAAGGAUAAGAGCUUCCUUUCUUUUCAGCUAUAUCCUUAUCCCUUUCUAAAGACCAUGAACAGGAGGAGAACAGUAUGAAAGUCAGAUCUAGAAAUCAGAAUCGGAAACCUUUUUUCAGUCAAGUUUGCACAAUAAGUCAAAAUACACUUUGGUGGGAGGCUCAUCUGGAACACAUGGAAACUUCUCAACCAUACAAGAGAAACUAUAAUUAUAACUAUAACUAUAAUUUAAGAGGGUUGUGUGUUUUUGAAACAUGCUAAGUGAGAACCAAUGUAAAAUACAGAUGUGUUUCAGUUUUAGGAGUCAAGCUAUGGAAUGGUCUUAAUGAGUUGAAAUUGUGUCGCUCGCUGUUGAGUUUCAGAAAAUCUUUAAAAAGUGAAAUAAUUAAGGAUUACAACUUAGUAUAUAUUUUUUUUCUUCCUUUUGUAACUCUGAUAUUCUAUAUCAACUUAAGAACUGUAUAGGAUAGGCAACAAUAAGCCUUGAUCUUCAACCUAUUCCUUUUUUGGUCAUUGAUUGAUUGAGUUUUGUUGUGUGAGAUGGACUGACGUAAAUAUGUACGAUGAUAUUUUUCUUUUUUUCUGUCUGUCACAUAUGAACACAAAUAUAU
Lampris incognitus (smalleye Pacific opah) is the source of this 2825-nucleotide messenger RNA. Its product is annotated as galanin receptor type 1-like. Gene Ontology annotation, molecular function: galanin receptor activity. Bases 140 to 1189 code for a protein of 349 amino acids. Gene Ontology annotation, biological process: positive regulation of cytosolic calcium ion concentration; negative regulation of adenylate cyclase activity; G protein-coupled receptor signaling pathway. Gene Ontology annotation, cellular component: membrane. NCBI's taxonomy places the organism in Eukaryota, Metazoa, Chordata, Actinopteri, Lampriformes, Lampridae. The record is from RefSeq and is a predicted model, not a curated record. The transcript has 3 exons.